Molecule: messenger RNA, 2895 nt
Organism: Amoebophrya sp. A25
Lineage: Eukaryota; Dinophyceae; Syndiniales; Amoebophryaceae
Source: the annotation of a GenBank genome assembly
CACUGUUCGAGCAAUGGCAUUCGCAGCAGUCUCAUUGUGUGGUAUGGAUUCGUGAGCCUGAGUGCGACAGAACGAAAGUGAGAGAACGGCGAGAACCUUUAUCUUAUGCAGGAACCUUUUUAUGCUAGUCUUGGCGCUUGUGCUUUUGGUCGUAAAGAAAUCCUUGAGAAAUAACCUAUAAAACAAGGCAGGACUAUGGCUGAAGAACAGAAAAAUGUAGUCAAUCUUGCCGAUCUUUCUAUAAUGAUGUCUAGCCCCUAUACCUUAGACGGCAGGCGCGGAUACCAAUAUUGUGAUUCUCAUCAGGAAAAGUGAAUGAAAAAAAUGGCACUUCUUCUACGCUGUGUUUCGCGCCUUCUGGUUCUCACAGCUGUCGUGAGCACCUCAGCAACUGGCCAAGCACCCUCAUCUACUCCAUCUGCUGCAGAGACGGAUGCAGCUUCUACCUCCUUGUGGUCCUCCUGCCUGAAAAGUCACUAUCCAGACUCCAGAGAAGACUUCGCGUAUUUGUUGAACUGUCUAGGAUUAACAGGAGAGGCCGCUGAGAUUGGGGUACAACGAGGCUUACAUGCCAAACAAUUCCUCGAGAAAUGGAAGGGCAAAAAGCUUUUUCUAGUGGACCGUUGGACCCACGUGCCAUCGGAUACGUAUUUACGAAAUGCUAAUACGAAUGGUUGUAAAAAUGGUAAUGCAUAGUUUAAUAGGUUCCUAUCUAAUCUGCGUCGACAUCGCCAACAUAAUAACUAAUUAGUUAGAUAACGAUUGGAAUUAGGUGCCUAUGUAUAAUGAUCAUAAUGUUUAAUAAUGAGGAGCAUAUUUUAAUUAGGUGAAUAACCAUCGUCGAUGGUCCUAUCUAUAUCUAUAAUGUCGAACAAGACAAGGCCCGCUUCUAAUCUGCAUCGACAUCGCCAACAUUCCAUCGGAUGGUAUGCAGCAAUUGAAAUCCGAGAUGGAGCGGAACCUAGAGGUUUUUUCUUCGCGUUAUGCAGUCCUAGAGGCCUGGUCCGAGGAUGCGGCGAAGAAAGUCCCAGACGGAAGCUUAGAUUUUGUUUACUUGGUUAUGGAUGGGGAUCGAUAUGGAAGUGGAGCUCAUAUUACAUUUAGAGUGCUUGAUUAUUUCUUCGACCUCAACUUCCUCAACUUGCACGAAUAUGAGGCUUAUUGGUCGGAUUUAGCAGAGGCACUGAAAUAUAUACUCUUGCUUUGAGUAGUUUGAAGAGUCACAACGGAACUAGACAGUUGCUUGUAGCUGCUACGUGGUUCGAAUGAGUGAUUGAAUGAAUUGCCCUAGUUGCUUCUCAUGUUCAACAAGGUCGAGAAACCUCGCAUCAAUCAUGUCAAGCGUAAUUUUCAUCAAGGUAGUAUCCAUUAUGCCGAUGAACGUUCUGCAGCGCUUCUCUAAUCCCUAUGCCCGCCACGACUUCCAAGGCGUCUAUGCGGAUCUUAGUUCUUGGUGGCCGAAACUGAAGAUUGGUGGUCUGAUAGCUGGUCACGACUUCUGUGAUGGCGAACUUCCAGAAGGCGAUUUCUUCGUAGAAACAGCUGUAAGGAGUUUUCUAGCCUUGAAUCAGGAGGAAGCGGAAGGAGAAGAAAAAAGUGUAGUGGUUGGGGAGACGCAGCAUUAUGAAACGAGGAAAAAGUGCACUCACACUCAAGAAAUUGGCUAGGAUUUAAGUAGGAAAAUAGCCACUUUUUAUUUAAGUAGGAAGUGCACUUUUUUCUUUCAUAAGCAUGAAUCAACUACUAGUAGUGGCACGACAGGGACAGCAGAAGUAGAAGUAGAUGACAAACUCAACAAACAGUUUCCGGUCGUCCACGUAACUCGUGAGCAGACCAAGUACUUGUCCUUUUUCGUGUUGAAAACAGCUGAGUUGGAUACGCGCGUGAGAGCAUCGGCUUUCCGUUCGAUCGCGUUUCAUCACGUGUAUCCUCGCUUUUCGUGGUACUUUGCGCUCUUUCACCGGGACCAGGAGCAUUUUCUGCCCAAGUGCAAGACACUGUGUACCUUCGAUUGCGAUCGACGGCUGAGGCGCAUAUUUCCGGAAGAAUAUAAUACUAGUUCUAGUGACGACCGCCUUGCUAGCAUUUUUACAGCAGGAAAUGGUGAAACGGCAAAGGUCGAAGAGAAGUCAACUGCCGCGACCUCAACAUCACCUUCAUCGCAGUUAUCCCAGGGUUACGGAACCGAAUGUGAGAGACGAUGUUCUGUCACCUGUGGGCAGCGCCAGAGCCUCUUUACGAAAAUCCAAGCAACAAGAAGAAAAGGAGCUAUUGCUACCCUAGGUGGGAAAGAAGAAGCUCAUGUAGAAGUAGACGAAUUCGCGCACGUAGAUGAGGAGCAAUUCAAGGUUGACGCUGCUCUCUUGGACGACUGGAGCGACCCAGUACCUCAUGAGAAGGAAUUCGUGCUCAAUCUAGACAACUUCCCACAGGUAGGAACGUCGACCGCUCCAGGUAGAAGCGCUAGCACAUCAUCGAAAGACGACUCAGCAAUAUCAAAGUCGGGAACAAGCAGAACAGCAACGUCAGAUAUCAUACCAGCUGCUGCAGGAGCAGCGGGGAGACCGUCUUCACAUACUACGUCUUCAGUUAGAAGACGAGAAGAAGAUACGUCAAAGUUACAUCAUGUCAUUUGUGGCUCAGUGCAUGGUGCAAAGCACCACGCAUUCAAUUUUUUCAAAUGGGGAGUACCAUCUGAGAAAAGUGCUUCAUUAUUACCUGACGAGUCAACCUCAACAGAUACAACACGUAAGACGCCGUAUAUUGAUAGAGAAUUGUGAUGGAAAUAUCGCCUCUACCACUUUACUCCCUUGUGAAUAUAAUCGACCAAGUUCUUGAACAUCUCCACGCAAAAACCGUUUGCGGGCGGUGGCAGCCUCUGCGCACGCCUUUGAU